Messenger RNA from Spea bombifrons (plains spadefoot toad), 2131 nucleotides. It is a transcript of the gene HSF2, whose product is annotated as heat shock transcription factor 2. NCBI's taxonomy places the organism in Eukaryota, Metazoa, Chordata, Amphibia, Anura, Pelobatidae. The transcript has 12 exons. Gene Ontology annotation, biological process: regulation of DNA-templated transcription. Gene Ontology annotation, molecular function: DNA-binding transcription factor activity; sequence-specific DNA binding. Bases 54 to 1595 code for a protein of 513 amino acids. The record is from RefSeq and is a predicted model, not a curated record.
UGUUGUGUGUGUUUUCGGGGGUUGGUCCUGUUGUUCACCGGAGCUCGAUAACGAUGAAACAGAACUCUAACGUGCCGGCCUUCCUGAGCAAGCUGUGGACCUUAGUGGAGGACACGGACACCAACGAAUUCAUCACUUGGAGCCAGAAUGGGCAGAGUUUUCUGGUUCUGGAUGAGCAACGGUUUGCCAAAGAGAUACUCCCCAAGUACUUCAAGCACAACAACAUGGCCAGUUUUGUAAGGCAGCUAAACAUGUAUGGUUUCCGUAAAGUUGUGCAUGUAGACUCUGGGAUUGUGAAGCAGGAGAGGGAUGGACCAGUUGAGUUUCAGCAUCCAUUCUUUGUUCAAGGACAAGAUGAGUUGUUGGAGAACAUAAAAAGAAAGGUUUCAUCUACAAGACCCGAAGAAACAAAAGUGAGACAGGAAGAUAUAACAAAAAUUUUAAGCAGUGCUGCUAAAGUACAAAUCAAGCAGGAAACAAUUGAUUCAAGGCUGUUUACCUUGAAAAGGGAGAAUGAGGCAUUGUGGAGGGAAAUUUCUGAACUCCGGACCAAACAUAACCAUCAGCAACAGGUUAUAAGAAAGAUUGUACAAUUCAUUGUGACCUUGGUCCAGAAUAACAGAUUAGUGAGUCUAAAGAGAAAACAGCCACUGCUACUCAACACCAACGGUUCUCCAAAAGCCACACAUUUGCAUUCAAUUGUAAAAGAAUCAAGAGAGGACAAACACGUUCCGCUUAGAAAAGAAGGGCUGAAAAGGGGAGAUGUUACUGAGGAUAUAGUUAUCUAUGACAUCACUGACAAUAUGGAGGAAGAGGAGGAAGUGGAAACACGAAUUCCAGCCACACCAGAAACAUCUGAUGACAGCACCUCUGACACAUUAAAUGAUGGGCCUUCCCCUGAAGUUGUGAUAGUGGAGGAUGACAGUGAGAAUGAAGAUGCUCCAGUUGUGCAAGAUAAAUAUGCAAAGGUCAUAGGUCCCCUGAGCCCUGUUGGUGAGGAUAUUUCCAGCCCCCUAAUGUCCAGUGCUGUGCAGCUAAACAGUCAGUCCUCUCUAUCAUCAGAAGACCCAGUCACUAUGAUGGACACAAUACUCAAUGAAAGUGGAGUCAUUUCUCAGAACCUUAAUCUUCUUGGAAAAGUUGAAUUGUUGGAUUAUUUAGACAGCAUCGAUUGCACCUUAGAGGAUUUCAAAGCUUUACUAUCUGGGCGUCAGUUCAGCAUAGAUCGGGAUCUGCUGGUAGAUCUGGAAACUAAAGGCAUUGAGUCUCUGAAAAGCAGCGGAGUCUUGGCUGAACCAGAGAGCUGCAACGGGGACAGCCAGAAAUCCGAACAACAACUUGUGCAGUACACCACUUUCCCACUUCUGGCUCUUCUGGAUGGGGAUUCAGGAGGAAUCUCUGGACAAGCACAGACAAACAAGUCACUUGAAAUGGACCAGCUUCUGGACUCCAGCUUGGAUUCCGAACCAACACAGAGUAAACUGGUGCGCCUGGAACCACUGACGGAGGCAGAGGCCCACGAGGCCACUCUAUUCUAUUUAUGUGAACUGGUCCCAACGCCACUUGACAGCGAUAUGCCACUCCUGGACAAUUAAAGUCUGGGGCAGUAACUGUAUAUAUUCAUCAAAAUGAUGAACUAUUUAUUGACAGUAUCAUUUUGGUACUCUGGAGUUUGUCUUUUGGUUUUGUAAUUUUAGACAGCGCAAAAAAAAACUGCAUAGUUUUAGCGAAAUAACACUCUUUAGUAGACCGGGAGUGAAGCUCAGAUGAAGGUUUUUUGCAUUUGGUAGCGUUUAUAUGGCUGUCCUAUACUGUAAACAGAAAUCCUCUCAAUCACCAGGAAGGACUACAUCCAAAGCAGCUGUCACUUUAGACAUGCUGGUAGCAUUUUGAGAGUGUUGCCUACAUCCAAGUCAAUCAUCCGCUGGAAUUAUAUCCAACAGGAGGAGCAUGUGAGGAGCGUAAGUACCUGUUUAUAGUAUGAUUCGAGGGACCAACAACUAUUAUUGUCCACUGAUGCACUGUUUAUAGUUUGUAUGUUACUUUUUGUUUUAAACACAAAGCAGUACCUGCUUGAGGCGAGUUAUUACAGUAAGCGGUUUUACUUUUAUUAAACAAGAUCUGUUCAGUG